CCCCUCCUUGACUCUCCCCACACACCCCCAGCUCACAUUUUCCUCCUUUCUCCCUUCCCCCUCUCGACACCGCUCGAUAUUUCUCCUUCUUCUUCGAUCGAGCUAGCAAUGGCGGACGCCAUGGAGUUGCUGCCAUGGGGCGCGCGGCUGGCCGGGCUGGGCUUCUUCUCCGCGUCCUUCUCCCUGCUGGCUCUCGCGCUGGUGCUCCUCGUGGCGCGCCGCUGGCCAUGGUGUAGCUGCCAUGUCUGCCGCGCGUACCUGACGGGCUCCUGGGCCAAGGACUUCACCAACCUCGGCGACUGGUACGCGCACUUGCUCCGGGCGUCGCCCACGGGCACCGUGCACGUCCAUGUCCUGGGAUGCACGGUCACGGCGAACCCGGGCAACGUGGAGUACAUGCUCCGGACGCGCUUCGACAACUUCCCGAAAGGGAAGCAGUUCGCGGCGCUCCUGGGCGACCUCCUCGGCGGCGGCAUCUUCAACGUCGACGGCGACGCCUGGCGCCACCAGCGCAAGAUGGCGAGCCUCGAGCUCGGCAGCGUCUCCGUGAGAUCCUACGCGUACAAGAUCGUGGCGCAGGAGGUGGAGACCAGGCUGUUGCCGGUCCUUGCCGAUGCCGCUGACAAGGGCAAGGUCGUGGACUUGCAGGACGUGUUCCGGCGGUUCGCGUUCGACACGAUCUGUAAGAUCUCGUUCGGGCUCGACCCCGGGUGUCUCGACCUUGACAUGCCCAUGUCCGACCUCGCGGAGUCCUUCGAUGCCGCGUCCAGGCUCUCUGCCAUGCGCGGCGCGGCCGCGUCGCCGCUCGUGUGGAAGCUCAAGCGGUUCCUGAAUGUUGGGUCCGAGAGGGAGCUCAGGAAGGCUAUCAGGCUCGUGGAUGAUCUCGCUGCGGCUAUGAUUUUGCAGAGGAGGAAGCUGGGGUUCGAGAACAGCCAUGACCUGCUGUCCCGGUUCAUGGCGUCCGCGGAUGCCGGCGCCGGCGCCAUGGACGACAAGUACCUCCGUGACAUCGUCGUCAGCUUCCUCCUCGCCGGGCGCGACACCGUGGCGUCCGCGCUCACCACGCUCUUCAUCCACCUCUCAUCCAACCCCGAGGUCGCCGCUGCCAUCCGCGCCGAGGCCGGCGCCGGAGACGAAGACGACAACAAGCCAAGCUCCUACGAGCACCUCAAGGGACUGCAGUACACGCACGCGGUGCUCUACGAGAACAUGCGGCUCUUCCCUCCGGUCCAGUUCGACUCCAAGUUCUGCGCGGCCGCCGACGUGCUGCCGGACGGCACCUACGUGGCGGCCGAGUCGCGGGUCAUGUACCACCCGUACGCCAUGGGCCGGAUGCCCAGCAUCUGGGGCGCCGACUGCGAGGCCUUCCGGCCGGCCCGCUGGCUCACGGGCCCAGGCGGCUCCUUCGCGCCGCCGAGCCUGUACAAGUACCCGGUGUUCCAGGCCGGGCUCCGGGUCUGCCUCGGCAAGGAGCUCGCCAUCACGGAGAUGAAAACCGUCUGCGUGGCUAUGGUGCGGUCGUUCGACGUCGAGGUCCUCGGGGAGAAUGGCCGCGCCGGAUGCAAGCCCAAGUUCGUGCCCGGGCUCACCGCCUCCAUCAGCGGCGGGCUCCCGGCGAGGAUCAAGCGCGCUCCGGCUCCGGCUCCGGCUUCAGACAGAUUUUAGACUAUCUUUCUGUAUCGACUAACUAGAAAUGCGGCAGCAAUGUACAUAAAGAAAGAGGAGAAAUCAGUAGGAAAUUUCAGUUUUUUCUGAUAAGAAAAUCAAGAAUUCCAUCUAUACUUUUUCACCGUGCUUUUAGUUUCCAAGUUUUGUGCGGAUUUGUGCUGAAAUUUCGUGUUGGCGCGAUAUGAACCCGCAAAUCAUGUUUAGGCAAUCGGAGAAGAUAGCAUGUUUAUUUCGUGAUCAA
Messenger RNA from Brachypodium distachyon (stiff brome), 1909 nucleotides. RefSeq names its product cytochrome P450 94C1. The coding region runs from base 109 to 1665 and encodes 518 amino acids. The transcript has a single exon. The record is from RefSeq and is a predicted model, not a curated record. NCBI's taxonomy places the organism in Eukaryota, Viridiplantae, Streptophyta, Magnoliopsida, Poales, Poaceae. Gene Ontology annotation, molecular function: heme binding; oxidoreductase activity, acting on paired donors, with incorporation or reduction of molecular oxygen; iron ion binding.